UGUGAGUAGCAGCUGUGUAAUCUGCUCGUACAGAACUGUGUCUGCUAGUGAAGCUUGCCUGAGCUGUCAUUAGUUUAGUGCAUUUGAAAGUGAAUAGUAUUUGACAUUCGAUGUAUUUGCGCUGGAUUCGUGUAACUUUUUUUUAGUGCAUCUAUUUUGCAAUUGAACACCUUAAGCUGAAGCCUGAAACUUAGUACCUAAACGCUAGGCGCAGAAAAGCCUUGUGCGUUAAUUUAGUAAUCGGAAAUGAUGUCUUACGUUAUGCACCAGCAUUUGAAAUGACUUUAAGGUCCUGAUGUGUAAUUUUUAUUCGACGUCUGCCGAUGGAAUUUUUCUCGCGAACUUUUGAUUAUUAUGAACUGAAUGAUGUCUCAUUGAUUGAGCUGCGUGUGACAAUAUUUGAGGAGACUCGUCUAGUGGCCAUCACUUGAUAUAUGGGAGGUAGAAGGCAAGAAGGAAUGUGAACAAAAUGGGAAGUUGUCCUAAGUUGUGCCUUCGCUGGAACAAUCACUCUGCCAACCUCUUGGAGUCUCUCAACUGCCUUCUCUCUACCGAGCAACAUUCGGACGUCACACUCGCCUGCCAAGGCGAGGUAUGGCGUCUUCAUCGUUUGGUGUUGAGCGCCUCUAGCAGCCACUUUGCCAGUCUCCUGGCAGACGUCACCCCUGGGCAGUCACCUCUGAUCAUAGUAGAUGGGCCUACCGCUCAUGAUAUCGCUGCCCUGGUCAGGUUCAUUUACUACGGCGAAGUGAGCGUCGACCAGGAACAUCUGCCCGAUCUUCUCAAAACUGCAUCAGCGCUCAAGAUCAAAGGCCUUGCUGAGUUUCCGUUUGAGGCUUCAGGGGCACCUGGUGAGCAUUCUGGACUCCUGUCUGUGCCGCGUGCUGUCAUUUCAACUAACGAAAUUAUCGAUGGCAAGUUUCCACAUGCCUCAUAUCUAUCGAGUGCGUCUUCAAGCGCAAUUUAUGCACCAGACGAGGAGGUUGAACCAAAAUCUUAUCCUGCCGAAGCACUACCACUGAAUCUUUCUUGCAAGCGGGAUAGUUACGGAGAAAAUUGUUUGAAAGGGCCCUUGGUUUCUAAUCCUGAAGAACGUGAAGCUUGUCUUCCACGUUCUGUGCCGAUCCCAAAUGAAGGCCGCAUAAAUGUUCCGAAUUACAUCGGCAGUGAUCAAAGAACACACGAAGCCUUUGUUAAUGACUCAUCUUCAACAAAUAGGCGUGAUCAUGCAUUCAGUAAAACGUCACACUUAAGUGAGUCACAACCUUGCAUACUCUUUCCUAGGGCCGAUGUGUCAUUCGGUGAAACUUCUUGUGUUGCUCGAGCUCCGUCUCGUUAUAUCGUAGCUGAUAGCCCUGGUUUUCACGGUAACCUAUCCGGAUUAAAAUUUGCAUCUGGAGUCAUACGUGAAGUUCGUGCGGUGAGCCUCCCUGAAACAGUAUCAACUACUGGGAGCCAAGCAUCGCCAAACUUCAAUCUAAAUCUUCCUUCUGUAACGGUACCGAUCACCCAGACGAAUUUAGCUCACAAAGAGUCUUCUGUGCUGGUCCUACCUCAGCCUCCGAUGAAAAGGUUGCGGACUCGGGAAACUGGUUUGUUUCACUCGCCUCAACCAUGCAUAGGCGGGCGAUCGGGCAUCCCUCAAGUUCAUCAAGGUGGUCGUUUCUCUCCCUGUUCGACGGGUGUUAAUACUUCACAAUCAUCCACUAUAGUACCUUCGACUUCAGGAAAUUUGAACAGCCCAAUCAAAAGACAGGAAGAGUAUAACAACGCUUCACAAGGAUCACUAUCAAAGGGCGAGGCUACCUCCGAGGGUUUCCAAAAGUUACCUCCCAAAAUUUCAUCACAUUCUGUUUUGGCUCAAAAGUUUAAAUUUGUACCGAUAAAGACGGAGUUGCCUGCAUCCGAUGAGAGCGCUAAGUUGAGAAGCCCUAAUGAGGCGACGUCAAAAAUGACGUUCGUCAAGGGUCAGCAUGUAGUCGUCAAGUCAGAAUCGAUUGCAAUCAAAACUAGUCCACGUUCCAGCACAGAUGAUACAUAUUCCCCUGGAGAUCCAGAAUUUGGGGCCAAUCCAAUUCUGUCAUCGGCUUUCUUAUCCAACAAAGUUGUACCGCAAGUGUCGCCCCACUCAGUCGGCAUACCCACUACUUCGCCGCAUAAGAUCUCACAGUCGUCGCACGUUCCCAACGCCAAUUCCCCUUCUGCGCCUGCUGCUUCGCUGCCAUCUUCUGCCGUUUCAAACGUGUUUCCGUCCCUGCCUACCGACACAAAACAACACUUCAGAUCAAAAUUAGCAGAAGAGAUUGAGUUAUCCGCUGACUUGCCUUCCCAGUCAAGCUUGGGCAAAGGUACAGACAGGUCCCGAAGUUGCAGCAGUCCGGGGGUGUUCUUGUCUCAAUGCAUGCCGAGCCAGUGUAAUUCUCCAAGCUUUUCCCUGACAUCUUCAGUGGCUCCUGCCACGACUACAGCGACCUCUUCUGCGUCUACGUCGCCGGGCUCGUCGACUGUGGCUGCUGCUGAUGGUUCCUCGGCGUCAUCACAAAGAGUCUCUAUUAAUAUGAGGACCUUCAAGGAGGAGUGGAGGAGGCAGCUGCUUGUAGAUUACGACACACGAACAAACAUGAGCAUUUGCAUGCUGUGCUUCACUACCUUCAAGUCGUACGAUGGGCCACGCAAGAACACGUAUGUCAAACAUGCCAAGCGUUUCCACCCUACCCUGGACAAGUAUGAUGAACACGAGCGUGAUGUCAUCAUUCAGAGCUACGAAAGGCAGUUCAAAUACGACCAAGAUAUGCAAAAGGAAGUCAAUAAAACGUUCAAGUGUGGUGGAGUAAGCAGUGGCGCCACUAGUGGUCGGCUAGGGAAGGUGUGGCGCAUGUCAGUGACGGGAACGACGGGCGUGAAUGCCAGUAGUGGAAGCAGCACGGGUAGUGGCAGUCUUCCUGGCAGCAGACCUGACACUGAUGGCGAGGACGAUGGAGGAGUGCAUCAUUUGGUCACUCGUCGCUCGGAGUCACCUGACAGCGACGGCAGCGUCGACCAUCAGGAAGGACCUCCUGACGCCGGUGUUAGCUCGCGACGCGAGAGCGGCGACCGCUCGUCUCAAACAUCCACGGCAUCCGCACUCAAAAUGAAGGCUUUGACCACUACGGUCUUGUCAACUACAUCUCCUUCGGGAGCUGUUCGUCCUGAAGUUGCAUGCAGUAGUCCACCGACGCCCGCACCUGUUCUUGCCUCCCCAAAUGUUGUUAUUCCGAACACGUCACAGAAUGUUACUCCCGUAACUCUUCUUCCGACGCUCGCUUCAGGGUCUGUCGUGGUCUCAGCUCCAUCAACUCGCAUGUCGUUUGUAUCAUCGUCGAUGCCGUGCUCGUCGACGUUGGUCUUUGCUAACAUAGUGCCGUGUACGACUUCUGCAAGCGGCCUGCACCUCGUCACGACUUCGUCGAAGCAUGCGUCAUCGGAUUCUGCAAACGUUCUCGUCAACAAUAACGAAGUGCCGGUUGUUGGGAAAAUUGGAGUCAGUAUUGUUAACAGUCGCAUUGGCCCGCAGCUUCCCUUUGCUACUUCUCCCACGUCUAUUCAUUUGUCUCCUUCACUUCCUUUGACCGUUCCUGUGCCAUCUACUCGAAUCAACUCACUAACGAGCUAUUCAACGGCUUCAUCGCUCGUUAGCUCAUCAUCUUCCUCUACUAUAGUGGGAUCUCGCCUCCCUUCGUCUGGAGCUGGCGAGGGCCACAAGACUGUGAGUGGGGCAGAAAUACCCGCUUCUUCAAGACCAACCAACGUCGUUGCAGCAGCUGAUGGAGCUGACAAUAGCACUGCAGUCAAGGUUGCCGCAAUGUAACACUACGCUGAUAUUGCUUGCUGUGAUGAUUGAACGUUAUCUUGGUACAAUAAUCUUUUUCAAAACUCGUGAUACCAUAAGCACUGUUUUAUCGUAGAUAGGUGAAACGUUGCACAAUUCGCGCAAUAUCGCUUGCAUAUCUCGUACUGGAAUUUUGUGCACUGCCAUAGGAGUGCUGUUGAAGAAGUCGUUUGAUAUCACCUUAAUUCUUUAAUUUUAGCUUUUUAAUGAUAUAUCAGGUUUUUAAUAUCCGUAGAUCCGCCAAUUUUGUAUGAUUCACAGUGAUGGGUAAAUUUAUUUGUAUAAAUUUUCUAGCAACUUUAUUGUAAAAUUGGUGCCGGUCUUGAGUCCGUAGAUAAUUUUGCUGGACAUAAUUAUGUGCAGCGAAGUAUGUAAAAAAUUUUAUCGUAUGUAAAACAUUUAUGCAAGAAGUUACAAAAAGGACGUUCAAUAAUGUCAUCGAAAUGAUGCUAAAAACUAAAAGUAUUAAGAAAACAUUCGUUUUAAAUAUUUAAAUUAAAUUAUUCUGUUGCUUAUGGAGUAUUGACGCAAACUUGAUUGAGUAAUAAUAAGUCUUCUUUUCCUGUCAUUCCAGACGGAAUAAAAAUUUGUGGAAUAAGAAGAAAGUAUCGCUACUUGAAAAUUGCUCAACUCUUGAUGAUUUUACAUAAAUUGGAUGCCGUAGACGAUCUGAAGGCCAGAUCGAGGCCCAGCGUCGUACUUAAUUGAUGCAAAUCUUAUGCAAUAAAAGUUUUUUUUUUAAUACGCGGAUUUUUAUAGGUUAUGUUAUUAGGACUAACUGUAAAUAGAAUGCUGUUAACUUGUUAUUUUAAGCAUAUCAUAAUGUACCAUGCUCAUAUCAUGCUCACCGCCGGGCGCUUGUAAUCUUAUAUCAUAUUUCCAUAUCAUAUCUGUGUAUCAUGUAUGUCUAUGCCUUGCUUUAUGCCGCAUUGCCUUCAAUUCUUGUGUCCGCGCGCAAACGAACUUCUAUUAUUAAUUGUCCUAUGAUGUUGGCUUCUCAUGCGCUUUAUAACUCGUCCUGUUAGUGCCCAGUCUGUUAGAUGACGCUUGAAAUUAUACUGCAUUUCUUUUAAUGAGCAACAAACCGUUGCUCACAUACGCUGCGGAUUUCUGUCCAGGUAAUCGUGGAGAAUUAUUUAUGUGUUUUCUGUAUUUAUAAUUGUGAACUCGUAUGUGGAUUUGGUGGGUAUAAAAAUAUUUCCUAUUGGUUACUGCAACAGAGCUUUGCCAAUGGACUUAGCUACUAGCUGAGAUAUCGAAUUUGGUUGCGUCUUCACAUUGUUUCCUGGGAGCCGUUACCAUCAAAACCUGCCCCAAACAUAUUCCAAUGUUAUUUCUUGAAAAACGCGGGUUCUGUCGAUCUUAUUUCUGAAUCAUUUUGAUUCUUCUUAAUCAAAUCUAAAUCGCUUAUAAUGAUUCUUCUUAAUCAUAUCAAGAUCGCUUAUAAUCUUUUGUUUGCACGAUUGCACCUGAGGAAAUUUAUUUUUUCCAGCAUUUCCGUUUUUUUGUUUUCUUUAAAUUAAUUUCAUUACUUGAUACUUGUAUCAAUUGGGAGGGAACUGAGUUGAUUGUUAAAAACCGAUUUGAGUGAGCAAUUUUCAUCAAAUCGUGAGUCUAAAUUCCAUUCAUCUGAAAGUUAAGGUUAUCAUGUCAGUUCUCAGUUUUGUAAGUAGAACAAAUUUGUAUUUGACCUUUUGAGGUUCAGGUUCUGAUGGUAAAUUGUGCUCGAUGCAUAUCAGUUUAGUACCUUAACCAUAUCAUUGCAGCACAGCACUCUUCCAUCCGCCGCACGUCAGCUUGCCUUACUUACGCUAUUGUUGUAUUCUGAGUGUCCGUAGUUCUCUGUCGAUAGUAUGUAACUUGUGUAUUGUCUCUUUCAACUUACAUGAGACUUUAGAAUCUUCUAGUUAGAUGUUCCAUAGCUCAUAGAUAUGUAAUUAUUCUAGUAAGAGCGAGUUAUUUUCAUCACAGCUUUACGGCUAGGCUUCAGUAACCUCUGCCAAAAUGUCAAAAACUGGUUGGCAGUUGUGCGAGAUCAUUCUAACUUUUAGUGAAGGAAAGAAAACUAUUUCAUUCUGAACGCCAUUCAUGAAUGACGUCUCUCGAUCGUUGACAAUGCCAUUACUUACGGACUACUUGUAACUGUGGGGUGUGUUCCAGCCAAAAAUUCUAUGACUUCGUUUACGACUUGAUGGCUCGGACGAUUAAAAAUUGUGUUUCAACAUGCAAAAUCAGAUUAAGAAUCGUCUGCUACUAGUCAGAUUGAUUAUCAAAACCGGGGACAUGUUUACAUUUAUUAUUGCCAUCGAAAAGACCAAACAGCGAAAUAAAUAAGCGAAAUAAAUUUUACUUCAAGCAAGAUUUUUUAAUUUAUGUCAAAAAUUUCUAUUGUAACUUGAUUCUUGAUGAACCUAUCGCCUGAAACGCUCAAGACCUUUUUUUCAUGGCAUUUUAUACUUGAAAUGGAAUUCAUGUAUUUUUUGUCUUAAAAACUUGAUAUUUUGACUUUGACAAGGAAACCUUAAGGACUUGUAAUUUUAUAUUUGCCUAUGUGCUUACCAUUUAAUCAUUCGUGUAUUAUUUUAAAAUGUUGUAUAUUGCGUCUUUUGUUUGGAAUGGAAAAUUGCACUAUAUUUGAUAUACGUCUAACUUUUGUACCAAGAACAAUGUUGUUUUGUGGCCCUUUUGAUCUCCUCGCGCGCUGCAUUGCCCCUAUACCAACAUGGCAGCUACAUUUCAUGCUACAUGUUAAGGUUUAAAUGAGAAUAAUGUGCAUUAAGUGUCGACUUCCUCACGUUUAAGUAUAAAUGACAAUAACGUGCAUGAAGUUUAGACUUUGUCACAGUCCUCGGUGUUCGCGAUCGCAGCAUGCAGCGUGGUAGGAGUCUAAAGUACAUUGACGUUUGUAUGUAUAUUCCGAUUCCCUUCGGUUGAAUUGCUUGCUCAUUGUACAAAGACUUGUACAGUUCACUUGUUGCUGUCGAGAAUAUACCCUAUAGAUGAUCAUUACUAGGAUUAAUAGCAUAGCUUGCCAUACUACUUAUAAGGUCUUCUCCUUCAGUAAAAAUCUUGGAGCAUUAACCAUCGAGAAAGCAACUCUUGGAAAGUUCAAAACGAACGGCAUUUCAAAUCCACCAUAUCGAUUUAACGUCUGAGAAAUAAAAUCGAUUUCUCACCGCUAAUGUUAAGAAUAUUAGUUUUCACGGCUGCCUUAUUUAUAGUUGGUUUCUAUUGAUUACCCAAAGAAACUUCGGGAUAUUUUCUUCAUUACGGAAGGAUGUUUGCUCAGGAUGGCGUCUAACCAAAGACAUUUAAGUGUUCUUGAGCCUUCAUUGCGCUAUGGACGACCUCUUGCCUUAAUGCAGGGUACUUUUAUUGACUAGUUGUACGACAAAACUCACUCCGCAGUUUGCUUUUCUUGUUUAUUAUGUUGCAACUUUGUUGCUCAACGCCAUUGUCUGACGUUCAUCCUGAAACAUCGUUGAAUUUAAUUUAGGAAACUGUAAAUUUAUAUUGCAAUUUUUCACAUUAAGGGAAACGAUUUGUCCAAUUGGUUUCCAGUUUUUGCUUGAAGAAGCUUCAUCCCAAUAAGAUCUCAAUUAUGAUAUUUUUGAGUUAUACCAUUGUUUUAAAUCUUUACGAUUGAUGCGGGAUUAGUUCGAUAAAUUGACCUCAAGUCACAGAAAAUGUCUCCAUUGUGUGAAAAAUAUUUGAACGACACUUGGC
Hyalella azteca is the source of this 7594-nucleotide messenger RNA. RefSeq names its product mucin-5AC. Gene Ontology annotation, cellular component: nucleus. The record is from RefSeq and is a predicted model, not a curated record. The transcript is spliced from 6 exons. NCBI's taxonomy places the organism in Eukaryota, Metazoa, Arthropoda, Malacostraca, Amphipoda, Hyalellidae. Gene Ontology annotation, molecular function: protein binding. The coding region runs from base 470 to 3847 and encodes 1125 amino acids. Gene Ontology annotation, biological process: regulation of transcription by RNA polymerase II.